AUGUCACGCAACGUCCGCAACAAGGCUUUCUCGGCCUCUCGGAAAGUCGCAAAGCGUCGCGACUCCAUUACCUCUUCUUCGUCUUUCGACCUGUCUGACGAAGGAGGAUAUUCCGCUGUCGAAGAUAUUAGUGACUCUUCUGACGAUGACGAGGAGGAUGUCGACGCGGCCGAGGAGGAACAUAUUCUUCACGAGGUGCUACCAAUUCCCAGCCUCCCGAUUCCUCCCCGGCCGCCCAUUAUCCAAGAAGAGGAUGAUGACGAUGAUGACGAUGACGAAGAAGAAGAAGAAGAGCAGGAGCAAGAAGACGGAAACGAUGGCGCCGCAGACAUCGAGGACGGCGCCAGUUGGGAUGGCAUAAUGUCUGAGGUCGACGAAAGCGCUGCUUCUGAUCACCACCACCGUCCUGUGGAGCGCCACGUGCGCUUUGAUGUUCCUUCGAGUGAUUCCGACUCUACCGAUACGGAGGAUGAUCAUGCCGACUUCUUCCCCGAUAUAUUUGUCGACCAAAGCUCUCUCGACCCGGCCUUCCGCCGCGAGAUCGAGAAGGAUGAUGAAAACGACGAGUCUGAAAACUCAAAUUCAUUCUGGGACUACCAUGGCGAUUAUCAUGGAGCCUACGGGUACGCUCCUGACGCAGACUCGGAUGUUGAGGCUGUUGUUCAGGAACUCGGCGAUGAUGAUACGCCGAUUGCUACUCCCAUGACCACCGGCGAAGUCUCUGAGAUGCCCACUCCGGUCGCAGCACUUGAGGAAACCCAAGAGCUAGACGGCUAUGAGACUGACGGUGAUACCACUGAAGAGGAUGAGCCGGAGCCAGUUGUCCGCCGCAAGAUUAAGCGUCCCGAACUGUCCGCGGAUCAGUGGGAUGAUUCUGACACAGAUCACCCGGUCAAGGGCCACCGUGGACAACCGCGGGUAGGCCGUUUCAACCUGGACAACUCUGAGCGGAAGCCCAUUGCCGUCGUUAACCCCAUCUCACGGAAGAUGAUGAUCUUCACUCCCCAUCGUCGCCGCCAACUUGAUCUAUCGCCCGAACAGUUCAACUUCCAAUACCUGGCCCCCAUUGAUGAGAACCACCCCUCCCCCAUGAUAAGCAGCUCUGCACAAAUUAUGAUGAGCGCAAUGUUCUCUUCCAACACCUUGGGUGAUUACCUCAACACGCAGGCCAUGGGACCUACUGAAGCCUUCUUCCCCUUUCAGUCCGAACCCAACACUGCUGAUGAGAGCUCGGAUGUUGGCUUCGAUGAGGAGGAAGAUGACGAGGUUGAAAAGUCUCUGAACAUCAGCGACUUCAUCGAGUUCGAUGAGGCCAGAUCAUCUGCCGAUGAAGACGAGGAUAACCAGUGGGAUGCAGAUCCCCUGAACUCUACUCCUGCUCGACCACGUACCGCUUCAAGCGAUGUCGACCUCCAUUCACACAUCAACGCCAACAACGUGGGGGCAUUUCGUCGCGACCAAAUCAACCAACGUCUCAUUCUGAGUGAUAAGGCCACGCAAGACUCUCUCGCCUUGAGCAGUCCCUAUAACUACACCGCCCUGCGUGGUCUAAAGUCCGACCGCUUCGAAACUGCGGCCGUUCCCUUGACCCCUCUCCGACGAUCAAAGAAGCGGAUGCGUGACACCGCACGCAGUCCUCUAGAGUCCAUGUCGCAAAAACGCAAAGCAUCCAGUGAGAUACCCAUUGGCCACAAGCGCCACCGCAGCAUCUCGGACGUCAAUUUGUUACACAUCUAG
Colletotrichum orchidophilum is the source of this 1737-nucleotide messenger RNA. RefSeq lists its product as uncharacterized. The record is from RefSeq and is a predicted model, not a curated record. Bases 1 to 1737 code for a protein of 578 amino acids. The transcript is spliced from 2 exons. Lineage: Eukaryota; Fungi; Ascomycota; Sordariomycetes; Glomerellales; Glomerellaceae.